AUGGUCUCACACAACGUCCCGUCUCUCGUCAUGUGGCGGGAUCUGACGCCCUACCCCGGACGUCUCGUCCAAUCGUCAGCGGCAUCUCCCCACGUUCUUAUUAUCGGCGCAGGUGUGACCGGUCUCGUGACUGCGUGGGUUCUCCUGGACAAGGGGUACAAGGUCACCAUCGUGUCCAAGGACUGGGCCAACUUCACCCCAAGCAACCGCCUCACGGCCCAGAUCGCGGGUGCCCUUUGGGAAUACCCACCUGCUGUCUGCGGAGCCCACACGGACCGCAUCUCCCUUUCAAAUUCCAAGCGCUGGUGCAUGACAGCCUAUCAUGCCUGGGACGCCAUCGCCUCGCUCCCGGAGCUGAGUCGUGCCUCCGGGGUGAAGAUGAUGCCCUCAGACUUCUUCUUCCCAACACCUGUCGAGAAGGAUCCCGCACAGUUCUCAAAGAUGGCCGAGAUCAUCUCGAGUGGCGUGAAGGGCUUCCGACAGGACACCAAGUUGAUGGAGCAGCGAAACGUCAACCCAAGCUAUGGCGCCGUGGAUGCUUACGAGCUGCUCGCCCCCAUCAUCGAUACCGACCAGGCCAUGAUGUGGCUGAUGAGCCUAGUCCACGGAAAGGGCGCCUCAACCGUGACGGAGACAAUCACAGGCGACCUGCUCCACCAAGAAGAGACCCUCCGCGCGCGGUUCGGCGCCGACGCCAUCAUCAACGCGACCGGCCUGGCCGGCACCGAGAUCGCCGGCGACGCGACCUGCUACCCGAUCCGCGGGGCCCUGAUCCGGGUCAUCAACGACGGCAGGGACUUCGCCAAGGUCGAGGCAGCCCUGACGAUAACGGCCGACGCCGCGCACGACUCCAACGAGAUCGUGUUCCUGGUCCCGCGCAACGACAACAUCCUCCUCAUCGGCGGCAUCACCCAGCCGCACGAGACGAAGCUGGACCUCACGCUCGACACGCCCAUCGUGAGGCGCAUGCGUGAGCGCUGCGAGGCAUUCCUCCCGGGUCUCAAGAACGCGCGCCUCGACUCCAUGUACCCCCUGUCCCAGGGCCUCCGGCCGUUCAGGUCGAAGAACGUGCGCGUCGAGAGGGAGCUCCGGAACGUCCCCGGCACGGAGCGGCCGAGCAGGAUUGUGCAUUCGUACGGGCAAGGAGGUGCGGGAUGGAGUCUCUCUUUUGGGUGCGCCGGGGAUGUUGCGAACUUGGUGGAAGAGGCGAUGUGUGAUUUGGUGCCGACUCCUAUGGAGUUUGAUCACGCAUACUCGGAUGGCAAUGAGUCGCAUGGCACGACGAGCUCGUUCAUCUCCGUCAGCAUGAAGAAUCACGACGAAUGA
Messenger RNA from Diaporthe citri, 1326 nucleotides. RefSeq lists its product as uncharacterized. The transcript has a single exon. Gene Ontology annotation, molecular function: D-amino-acid oxidase activity; FAD binding. NCBI's taxonomy places the organism in Eukaryota, Fungi, Ascomycota, Sordariomycetes, Diaporthales, Diaporthaceae. Bases 1 to 1326 code for a protein of 441 amino acids. The record is from RefSeq and is a predicted model, not a curated record.